Molecule: messenger RNA, 1056 nt
Organism: Sparassis crispa
Lineage: Eukaryota; Fungi; Basidiomycota; Agaricomycetes; Polyporales; Sparassidaceae
Exons: 2
Coding region: 1-1056 (351 amino acids)
Molecular function (GO): protein binding
Source: RefSeq, a predicted model, not a curated record
AUGUCAGGAAAUACCGCUCAACCUGAUACCUCGCAAUCAGAGAACGCAAGUACUCCUACCUUAGACGGUCCACCCCCAUUCAACAACCCCAGCGCCGACGUUAUCCUGCGCUCCGCCGACCAUGUCGAUUUCUUUGUGCGUAAGGGCAUUCUCUCCGAGGCCUCGCCCGUUUUCGAGGCCAUGUUCUCCCUCCCGCCCGUUCCAGAGAAUCGGAAGCGCAAGGCCGCAGACUUCGACGCAUCCAACGACGAAGAGUACCGCGACGGAGUGCCCGUCGUGACCGCCACGGAGGAUAGCGACACACUCGACGCGCUUUUGCGCCUCUGCUACCCCAUGGACGAUCCACAACUCGCGACGCCGCACGCCGCGUGCGCGGUGCUCGUCGCGGCGCGCAAGUAUGACAUGGACUACGCCGCAAAGCGCGCCAGCGCGCAGUUCAUCGCACACGCACGCGCGGACCCACUUCGCGUGUACGCCCUCGCGAUACGGAACUGCUGGGAAGACGAGACGCGUGCCGCCGCGCUGCACUCGCUCGACACCCCGCUCGACGGCGUCUACAUCGCGGAGAUGGAGGACAUCAGUGCGGGCGCCUACUUUCGCCUCCUCGAGUACCACCGCGCAUGCGGCGCGGCUGCCUCGGCGCUUGUGGCGGUAUCGCCCAACGACCGCCUUGAUAGAAACAAGGCAAGGCGGACGCUGGCGUGGCUGAAGCAAGCCGACUCGGACUGGCUUUGGUUGAGCUGCCGUUACUGUGCCGCCUCGACCUUUGCCAUCGGUGAGCAAUCGGUGAUCAAGCGCGCGCCUGCGUGGUGGCGGCAGUACUUGCUUGACACUGCUGCGGCGCUGACGGCCAAGCCCCAUCGCUCGACCGUGGAGGACCCCUCGCUCUCCAGCGUCGUGGCCCAUCUGGCGAUGGAUACCGACUUCUGUUCGUACUGCAGAUCAGCUUUUGCGAUGGACUACGAUUGUUUGAAAAGCUUGGCCAGCUUUACUGACCAACUAGCGGAUGAAAUUGACAAUGUCGUGGCGAAAGUGGAGCUGGGAAUCGAGCGGUAG